Messenger RNA from Paramecium sonneborni, 1335 nucleotides. Lineage: Eukaryota; Ciliophora; Oligohymenophorea; Peniculida; Parameciidae. The record is from the annotation of a GenBank genome assembly.
AAGAAAAUUCAUGAAACCAACUUCUAAUGCUUCUCAAUAAGCUAAUCAGUGGGCAUUGAAAAAAAAGGAGCAAAUGGAAAAAGCCGCCUAGAUGAGAGCAGAACGAAAAUUGGCUGCUACUGGAGAAAUGGCUUUAGGUACUAAAACAAAUUAUGGUACUUAUAUAAAGUAUCCAAAGAUUAUGAAAAGCCACCAAGCUAAAAUUCUUAAAAGUAAUAUUAUUAAGCUGAUUUGGGUAAUAAUAAUGCAAGAUAACAAUAAUUUGGUUAGUAGUAAUUUUAAAUGAAUGAUAUUGUUUUUCAAAAUGGUUAGCCUAACAGGUAAUCUUCUUUAGGAAAAUAAUAACCCUAACCUUCUUAUGAUAAGUAUGGCUAUAAUUAAACCUCAUAAUUUACAAACAAUAAACCCCCUAGCUAGGAGGGAUCAAGAAAAAUUUAAUAAGGCAUAUAACCUAAACCUUAAAUGAAUUAAGCAUAAAUUAGUAGAUAAUAAUAUGGCAAAAUUGAGGAUGACUACGAUUAUUAAAAUCAAUAAUAUGGAUAACCAAAAUAAUAAUAAUAGCAAUAUAAUUCUAAAUAACCUACAUCGGUUUAAAAACAAUAGUAAUACAGACCGCCAUCAGGAACCUAAGGUUAAUCAAGUGGAUAUAAUAAGCCUUCAAAUUAAUCAAUAAAACCUCCUGUUCAAUAAAAUAAGUAAUCUACUAAUAUCAAAUAAUAAAAUAAUGUUAAUAAUGAAAAAUCCUCUUAUUAACCUCCAUAAUAAUACCACAAUCCUAUUGAUGAUAUCCCAAUUAAAAAGGGCGACAACUAACCUAAUAUAAAAAUUUAAAAUCCAGAACCUUUGUAUGAAUGUUCAAAAGGAUGUGGGAGAACCUUUUCUAAAUAAGCUUUAUAAAAACAUGAAAAAAUUUGUGUGAAAGUUUUUCAAAAAUAAAGAAAAUAAUUUGAUGCUCAGAAACAUAGAAUAAUUAGUAAUGAGUAAGUAAAUCACAUUAAAAAUUUAGAUAAAAUAGAUUAAAAAUAUGAAAAAGCUUUAGGUAUUCGUCUUUCAAUUAUAUUAGCUAAAAAACAAGAUUGGAAGAAGCAGUCGGAAGCCUUUAGAGCUGCCAUUAUUGCUGCAAAAGGUGGAAAGUUGACAAAUGAUUAAAAAGUUAAUAUUUAAUGAUAAUUUAGAAUGCAAUGCAAGAGGCAAGUAAAUCUAACUUAACUUAAUGCAAUUAUUGUGGAAGAAGCUUUAAUUAGUAAGCAGCUGAAAGACACAUACCAUUUUGUGCUUAAAAAGCAAAGAUUCCUCCAAAACAACCUUAAAAAAGGAGAUGAUCAUUAAUAAUUC